Sphaerodactylus townsendi is the source of this 1330-nucleotide messenger RNA. It is a transcript of the gene MAJIN, whose product is annotated as membrane anchored junction protein. Gene Ontology annotation, biological process: meiotic attachment of telomere to nuclear envelope; homologous chromosome pairing at meiosis. Gene Ontology annotation, cellular component: nuclear inner membrane. The transcript is spliced from 11 exons. The record is from RefSeq and is a predicted model, not a curated record. Gene Ontology annotation, molecular function: DNA binding. The coding region runs from base 111 to 1001 and encodes 296 amino acids. Lineage: Eukaryota; Metazoa; Chordata; Lepidosauria; Squamata; Sphaerodactylidae.
CAGCAGCGCACCAGGCGAGCGGCGGCGGAGGGCCGUUCGUUUCCCCCGGAGCCCCGGCAGGGGGCGCCACUGAGGGAGGGUCCAGCAGAGGGCGGGCGAAGAGGCACGGAAUGGAGGCGGAGGCCGCAGGAGGUUGGAAUUCUGAACAAACAUCUUUAAACCGUUUUACAUAUCCAGUACCUGAGACAAGAUUUUUUCAUGCUGGACUGAACAUUUAUAAAUUUAAAAUCAAAUAUGGCAACACUGUUAGUACUAAUGUUGGCCUUCAUGAGAACAUUAUCAAUGAAGAACUAGAGGAGGCCAUCCGAGUGAUCUUGGGAAACCUGAAUAAUUUAUGCCCAUUUACUACUGAACACUUGGUUGUGUUUCCAUAUUUAGACAAAUGGGAAAAAGUGUCAGACUUGAGAUUCAAGCGUGGGGAUGCAUUUCUUUCCCCCUGUCCUUACGUCUGCAUUGUCUACACAGAAGUACGUUCAAGGCAGAAAAGGCUAUUUCUGGAUAAAUCAGAAUACAGGGAUCCCUUUAACUUUGUUGACAAUACAAGCAAACUGACCGUGAAUGUAGGCACAGAGAGUGCUAUGAAGUGGAGGAGGCAGGAAUGCACAGCAGAAAUCUCACAUGCACAGUUGUCUGUAGACAGAAAUGUAGCCAGAGGUGCAGCCUAUAUCUGUGGUGCAGCCAGGCCACAUGUUGGAAGAACAAGACUUCAGAAAGAUGUGAUGUAUCUAAGAGAGAAUUUGCCGGAAGAAAUACAGCUUCAGUACUUUGGUGCCGCCAUUCUUAACCAUGGUUCCGACAAUAUGCCCUUGGGGGAGCAUUUAGACUAUGACAAGGCAGAAAAUCCCGACCGUGGGCAGCAGGAUAGGCCAGAACCGGCCUUACCACAGGGACCAAAGGAACAUACGGAGUUGAAAAAGGGAGGCUUUUUAGAGCUACUGAAAAGCACUCUGUUUCCACCAUUUCUGCAGCACAUUUUGAGCGGAAUCAUUCAACCUUCUUGAAGCGUUACACGUAGUAAAACCUGGGAAUUCCAAUCGCGUGUAAUCUUUAAAGCUACAGUAGAUGUUUAGGGUUUUUGUGUGUAUGUGUUACUGUUAUUUCAAAGCAUUCAGCUUUCUGAAUUAGUGCAGUUAUUUGAAACUGUGGGCACACAUGUUUGGAGUUUUCUCUCUUAUUACAGUUUAAAAUAUUGAAUAGUUUGGUUAAAUGAUUCAUUUUAGAGUCUGUUCAAAUGUGUAAAAUGUUCAAAAGUGAGAGUUUGAAUUCUUAAUGGUUCCUUAUAAGAGGCUGUAAUAUUUUACUGGAAUGAAUAAAUAACCCUUUGCAAUCA